This is a messenger RNA of Pocillopora damicornis (cauliflower coral), 687 nucleotides long. RefSeq lists its product as uncharacterized. Gene Ontology annotation, molecular function: protein kinase activity; ATP binding. Gene Ontology annotation, biological process: protein phosphorylation. NCBI's taxonomy places the organism in Eukaryota, Metazoa, Cnidaria, Anthozoa, Scleractinia, Pocilloporidae. The record is from RefSeq and is a predicted model, not a curated record.
AUGGCACUCUUUUUUAUCAAAGAAUUACAGAGCACGGAAAUAAGUCAUAAUGACUUGGAGUGGGAUCGUGACGAUCCAACUUCACUUCUUGGGAAUGGAGCAUUCGCCUCAGUUUAUCGAGGAACAUUCAGGUUACCAGGACAGAGCGAACCAACACAGGUAGCUGUGAAAUUGUGGAUUAGAGAACUAAACGAAUCCACCGCAAUUGGCUUCUUUUUUAAGGCAGAAACAUUAAGGAAGCUUGACUUUCCCUUCAUUGUCAAGUUCUUUGGGAGAGCAUUGCUGAAGGAAGUCGAUCGAUUGCGGGUGAUCGACGUUUUGGAAUUUUGCGAGGAAAACUUGAUGAAUCACAUUUUUCAGAAUCCUAAAACUAUUCCUGGAUUUUCAGGAAUAACCUCUGCCAAGAAAAAUGUACUGUGCUGGGUAAAGGACAUAGCUGCUGCCAUAGAAUUCGUACACAACCAGGGUAUUGUUCACCGCGGACUAAAGCUGGAGAAAAUUUUGCUUUCGCACAGAAAUGCCGUAAACGUCUCUGGUUUUCGCCUUUCUGAAGAGGCUAAGAUCAUUGCAGACAAGAUAACGGGGACUGAUGUCUACCUUGCCCCGGAAGUGAUCCGUUACAAAGAAUACGAUAACAAGGCUGACAUAUACAGUUUUGGUAUAACUUUGGGAGAUGUGGUAUGGUAA